Messenger RNA from Arachis stenosperma, 462 nucleotides. RefSeq lists its product as uncharacterized. The record is from RefSeq and is a predicted model, not a curated record. Bases 1 to 462 code for a protein of 153 amino acids. The transcript has a single exon. Lineage: Eukaryota; Viridiplantae; Streptophyta; Magnoliopsida; Fabales; Fabaceae.
AUGAAAAACAGAAAAAGGAAGCCAAAAUCUGAGACUCGUUGUGGUUUCCUGGCUAGAUUUGUAGUUCGUUUUGUGGCUUACACUGAAAAAUGGCAUAUGGCUUUGUUUGUUGAAUCGCACAAUUAUGUUUGUCUUGAUCCUAGGUUAGUUGGUUUUCUUCCUACACAUAGAAAUGCUAGUCAAAUGAACAACAUGAAGGAUGCAGGUAUUAGCACACCCUAUAUAUAUGCUAUGUUAGCUAAUCAAGCAGGUGGUUAUGAAAAUGUUAAUUAUACCUUAAGGGAUAUGUAUAAUGAGAUUGCUAGGCGAAGGCAUCAUGUCUUGGGUGAUGCUAGAGCGGCAUUGCAAUACCUCAAAAACCAGAAAGCUGAAGAUACAAGCCUCUAUUAUGAGCACAUAGUUGAUGCUAAAGGGGUAUUGCGAGCUCUAUUUUGGUGUGAUAAAUUUAACAUAACACACUAA